This is a messenger RNA of Oryza sativa Japonica Group (Japanese rice), 1490 nucleotides long. The record is from RefSeq and is a predicted model, not a curated record. NCBI's taxonomy places the organism in Eukaryota, Viridiplantae, Streptophyta, Magnoliopsida, Poales, Poaceae.
UGCGUGUGAAGGGAAAGGAUUGGGUCCAGUAGUGUGCCUGAGUCUAUAAAUAGGAAGCCCAUGUGUGUGUGGAGGAUUAAACUGUAUUGAAACAAUAUUCUCUCUGAAAUCCCAGAAUCCUUUCCCCCUCUCUCCAAGUCCGAGUUCUUCGCUGUUCUAACCCAGUUCUUUCCAAUUCUAACUCUGAAACUUCCUAUCUCUCUUUCCCUCUCACGAUUGCUCGUAACAUCUUGGUAUCAGAGCCGUUUCCAUCCCGGAGAAGCCAAAGUUUCAGACUCGGUUGCAACUUCAAGUGGACGCCAUGGAGAAGCAAGCUGGGGAAUUCGAGAAGAUGCUCGAGGGAAUCCAGAACGCCAUCGACGCCGUGGUGUUGAAGCAGGACGAGACACAGGCGGUGGUGCUCAAGUUGGAUCAAGCGAUGACCAGUCGGCGACCACAAGUGGAUGCAGCAGUCAAGGGACUUCGAGCUAAGAUGAACGAGCUGAAGAAUCAAGUGGUGAUCCUGGAAAAAUUUCGCGGCGAGUUUGGCAAUUCGUCGAACAUGUCGCGUGUAGUAGCUUCAUCAGCACAGAGGCGGAGCGACGAGGUUGAUAGACCUCUUCCUCUGCUUCCCACGCCCGCGUCGUUCAUCGCAUUAACGUCGGCUGGUGAUUCGGGCCCAGAUGUCCACCGCGUUGCCACAAAUCACCGGGGGAAAGCACUGGGAGUUGUUACUCCUUCUGUGCUACCUCCGGUCACGGGUACGACCUGUUCUCCUUUUAAUUCUCGUUCUGCUAUGGAUUCUUUUUCUCGGGAUGAGAUUGGAGUUUCGGAGGAGCGGGGUUAUAAUCAUCGGGUGCCGAAGUUGGAUUUUCCACAGUUUGAUGGGGUGGAUCCGCAGAAUUGGCGUAUGAGAUGCGAGCAUUAUUUUGGGGUUUAUGGUACUCAUCCUAUGCUUUGGGUUCGUGUGGCCACCAUUUUUUUCAUGGGAAGAGCAGCAUCGUGGUUGCGUUCUUCAAAGGCUCAUUUGCGUUUUGGGGAGUGGACUGAAUUUUGUUUAGCAGUGGAUAGAAAAUUUGAUCGUGAUAGGCAUCAGAUGUUAAUUCGUCAGAUAGAGCAGGUUAAGCAAAUGGGGUCGGUGGAAGAGUUUUAUGAGCGAUUUGAUGAUUUGAUGAACCAGUUGCUAGCCUAUGAUCCUAUGUACAAUCCUCUUACGAUUGUGCAUAGGUUCACUGAGGAAUUACGAUCUGAAAUUCAUCAUGCUGUUAUGUUACAACGACCCCGCGAUCUCGAGACUGCUCUUGCCGUUGCUUGUUUACAGGAGGAAUGGUUGGAAACUCAGAAGCCGAAGGAAUUUCGCAAAGUGGGGGAUAAUGUGCAGCAUGUUAAGGGAGCUUAUCCAUUGCCUUUACCACCAUCAAAAGUGGAAUCAUCUCCAUUGCUGCUAAAUUGUCUUCUGAAUCUAUCAAGUCCAAUUUAAUUACUGACAAGGUGCGGGCACUCAAGGCUUU